Messenger RNA from Oncorhynchus gorbuscha (pink salmon), 906 nucleotides. RefSeq names its product L-rhamnose-binding lectin CSL3-like. The transcript is spliced from 9 exons. Gene Ontology annotation, molecular function: carbohydrate binding. Lineage: Eukaryota; Metazoa; Chordata; Actinopteri; Salmoniformes; Salmonidae. Bases 71 to 724 code for a protein of 217 amino acids. The record is from RefSeq and is a predicted model, not a curated record.
ACCAGGUGUAUUAGAUCUUGUUAUCAUCAGUUGCAUUUUCUCUGUUAGUACCACUCCUGUACCUGGCAUCAUGUGCAUUUUGAGACUGACGGUGGUCACAUUGCUGGCUACAGCUUGCUGCACACUAACAGAUGGAGCAAUCAGCAUCACGUGUGAAGGCUCUGAUGCUUUACUGCAAUGUGAUGGAGGUAAGAUCCAUAUCAAGCGCGCGAACUACGGUCGUCGUCAACAGGAUGUGUGUUCUAUUGGGCGCCCUGAUAACCAACUCACAGACACCAACUGCGUCAGCCAAACCACCACCAGCAAGAUGGCAGAAAGAUGCAGUGGGAAGAGCGAGUGUAUUGUCCCUGCAUCCAAUUCUGUUUUUGGAGACCCCUGUGUCGGGACUUAUAAGUACCUGGACACCAAAUACUCCUGUGUCCAACAGCAAGAAACAAUAAGCAGCAUCAUAUGUGAAGGCUCUGAUUCUCAACUACUAUGUGAUCGAGGUGAGAUCCGUAUUCAGCGUGCCAACUAUGGUCGUCGUCAACACGAUGUGUGUUCCAUUGGGCGCUCACAUAAACAACUCAAAAACACCAACUGCCUCAGCCAAUCCACCACCAGCACAAUGGCAGAAAGGUGUGAUGGAGAGCGCCAGUGUAUCGUCAAGGUAUCCAACUCUGUGUUCGGUGACCCCUGUGUCGGAACCUACAAGUACUUGGAUGUGGCUUACAUCUGUGACUGAAUGAUAUCUUCCUGGUGAACCUGAAGAUGUACGAGGCUGCUGGGAUAUCUUCAUCAGGUUGUGCUGUUUUCCUCCAACCUCUAAAUCAACUUCAAUGACCAUUGUAAACCUGUGUAGAUGGUGCUGAACAAUUUCUGAACUGUGGUUGUUGGUCUGAAUUAAAUGAAUUUGCUUGAAGACUA